CUCGUUGUCGGAACCAUUAUGACAUCACAUAACAUUAUGACAUCACACUCGGUGCCUAUAAAAGGCUCAGCCAGAUGAAACCGGUAUCAUUUGACUAAUCUGAACGCUUGGCUUUGGUUGACUCCGAACGCUACUGACAGAUUACCAAGUGAAUUUUGCAGACUUUCAAAAAGUUCGCAACUUUAAACUGCUCGACGCACUGUGUACGGACAGACAGUUUACUUAGAUUCCUCUGUGAACCGAGUCUAAGCACAGUUAAGUCUUUCAGUUUUUCUUCAACAUCAUGUUUCGUCCUGUAACACCAUUGUCUGACAAGGACAUGGAAGGAGCAGAUGUUGAAAACAUGGAUUUUAUUAAGCCGAAUGCUGUGCCGAACUUUGACGAUGUCCUUGAUAUUGGACUUUCGUCACAAGUCGGGCGCGCUGCCGGUUGUUUUAAUCCAUGUGGAGGAGAGGAGGCGAAACGCCAAAGAGUGUUUGGAGGAGAGAUGGAUUCAUUCCUACCGAAUGCUGUGUUGACCUAUGACUUUGUCCCUGACAUCGGACUUUCGUCAGAGGUCGGAUGCGCUGCCGGUGGUUUGAAUCCAAGUGGAGGAGUAGAGGAGAAAAUCCCAACAAUGUUGGGAUGGAGAUGUGAUGAUGGAGGAAUGGAUUUUGUCCUUCCUAGUGCUGUCCCUGACAUUGUCCCGAACAACGGACAUUUGUUAGACAGACGUGCCGGUAGUGCACAUCCACGAGGUGGAGUAAAGGAGUUUACUCCUGCAUUUGAGGAGGCGAACAGCCCCACAGAAAAAUGCGAGAAUAAAAUCUUGACAUCAAUAAAGAAGGCGUGGAACAAUUUUAUGCACCCAGUCCUUCAUAAUGAUAAAGUGGAAACACUGAUUCCUUCAGAGCUUAAUGCUGAUUUAGCUAAUCCUACUCUAAAGGAUGAUGCUGGUCUGGCCAGCUCUGAAUUAAAAACUAAGAUCAAACCGGACAAACGAAAGGCAUUCUUUGGCUGUCUCUGGAGGGGCAAGGUGGAGUCAGUGCCGACUCCACAGCUUACAGCGGAUCCAGCUAUCCCUGAUGUUAGGGAAGUUGUUGAUCUUGCAUCACAGUCAAAGGCCGACGUUGGUCCGAAGAAAAAGAAACAAAAGGCUUCAAAGAGCCGCAAAUCUAACCUCCAGGGGAAAAAAGUGACUGUUGUGCCAACUCAACAGCCCAAGGCCAUUUCAGAUAUUCCUGUUGGCAUGGAUGUUCCUGAUCUGGCCGGCCCCCAAUCAAAAACAAAGAUUCGUCCGGAUGAACGCAAGACAUGGACGCAACGCAUCCUUGGAUGCUUCCAGAGGGGCAAAGUGGAGUCAAUGCCGACUUCACAGAUUGAAGCCGAUCCAGCUAUCCCUGAUGCCAGGGAAGUUAGAGAUCUGGCGGAUUCUCAAUCAAAGAGUGUUGGCUUAAAGAAACAAAAACAAAAGGCUUCAAAGAGCCGCUUAUUUCACAACCCUUUGAGUAAAAAAGGGAAGAGUAAAGUGAAAAAAGAUGCCGAUCCAGCUAUUCCUGAUGCCAUGGAUGGUGCUGAUCUGGCCAGUUUUGGUGACACCGCUGCAGCUAAUGCCAGGCUACAGAAGAUAGGUGCCAUUCCAGAGAAUAUCGGGUUAAAAGGUGGCGGAAAUCCCGACCCAAAUAAAGCAAAAAAUCCUGGGUCAAAAGAUGCUGGAAAUCCUGAGGCAGAAGAUGGUAGAAAUCCCAGGGCCAAAAGAUUUAGGAAAUCCCAGACAUUUUAGGUUUUUUCAUGAAAGUGUAGUAGAAAUCCCAGAAAAUCCUGACCCAAAUUCAGCUAAAAGUCCUGGACCAAAAGAAGAUCCUGGGGCAAAAGCUACUAAAAAUCCCACACAUUUUAUUUUUGUUCAUCAAAGUGUA
Misgurnus anguillicaudatus (oriental weatherfish) is the source of this 1898-nucleotide messenger RNA. NCBI's taxonomy places the organism in Eukaryota, Metazoa, Chordata, Actinopteri, Cypriniformes, Cobitidae. The record is from RefSeq and is a predicted model, not a curated record.